AUGAAUGAAGAAUUGGAUCAGAAUACUUCAUUACAAGAGUCUCACUGGCGAUAUUUGAAUGGAUCAUCUUCCUACGCAUAUCGGAGCAACAUAACAUAUCUUCCCUUUUACCAGCAUUCUCAUUCCAUUGCAACAGUGUUUAUAGUCUCCUACCUGAUAAUCUUCCUCCUCUGUAUGCUGGGUAAUGGGCUGGUAUGUUUUAUAGUGCUCAGGAACAGGCACAUGCACACAGUUACCAACCUCUUCAUCCUUAACCUCGCUGUUAGUGAUCUUCUUGUGGGUCUAUUUUGUAUGCCUACAACUCUUGUGGAUAACAUCCUGACAGGGUGGCCAUUUGGAAGUUUUGUAUGCAAGAUGAGUGGGCUGGUUCAAGGAGUCUCUGUUUCAGCUUCAGUUUUCACAUUAGUUGCAAUUGCAGUGGACAGGUUCAGGUGCAUUGUGUACCCUUUCAAACAAAAGCUCGACAUAGUCACUGCCACUGUAAUCAUCGUUGUGAUAUGGGUUUUGGCCGUUUCAAUCAUGUGUCCUUCUGCUAUUAUGCUGCAAGUGAUUAAAUUGCCUGACAAUGUUAAAGUGGUCUCCACUACCAGCAACAAAACGUAUGCUUACUACCAAUGCUUUGAAGCAUGGCCUAAUCAGAAGAUGAGAAAUAUCUAUACCACAGUUUUGUUUGCCAACAUUUAUUUGGCUCCUCUAUCACUGAUUGUUAUCAUGUAUGCAAGGAUAGGGAUUACACUACUUAAAAGCAUUUUGCCUGCUGGUGGAAAACCUGGUCAGGAAAACCAAAAUUCUGUACCUAAGAAGAAGCAAAAGGUAAUCAAGAUGUUAGCCAUUGUAGCAUUGCUUUUCACUCUGUCGUGGCUCCCAUUGUGGACUCUAAUGAUGUUAUCUGACUAUGCAAGGCUCACCAACAGUCAGUUCAGAGUGAUAAAUUUCUACAUCUAUCCGUUUGCACAUUGGUUAGCCUUCUUCAAUAGUAGUGUCAAUCCCAUUAUCUAUGGCUAUUUCAAUAAGAAUUUCCGCCGUGGCUUUCAAACUGCUUUCAGGUUUCAGUUGUUCGCCUUCAAAAACAAACGCAGAGAGACCUAUUCUCGUACCAUACCAAACAAAAUAAUUUUACCAACACUGAAUAAAAUUGCACAGGAUCCGAUAACUAUAAACACAGAGGAUGUUGUUGAGCCUGGCACAAGCAAAUCAGUCAAAAAUGAAUGUAAAUAUAAUGAUGAUCUUGUCCUUGAAGAGUUAGACAAAGGCACAAACAAUGGUUUGCACAAAGAUUUGCUCUAG
Messenger RNA from Callorhinchus milii (elephant shark), 1287 nucleotides. RefSeq names its product neuropeptide FF receptor 2a (gene npffr2a). Gene Ontology annotation, cellular component: membrane. The coding region runs from base 1 to 1287 and encodes 428 amino acids. Gene Ontology annotation, molecular function: neuropeptide receptor activity; opioid receptor binding; peptide binding. NCBI's taxonomy places the organism in Eukaryota, Metazoa, Chordata, Chondrichthyes, Chimaeriformes, Callorhinchidae. Gene Ontology annotation, biological process: regulation of cAMP-dependent protein kinase activity; regulation of MAPK cascade; regulation of adenylate cyclase activity. The transcript is spliced from 3 exons. The record is from RefSeq and is a predicted model, not a curated record.